Molecule: messenger RNA, 780 nt
Organism: Scutellospora calospora
Lineage: Eukaryota; Fungi; Glomeromycota; Glomeromycetes; Diversisporales; Gigasporaceae
Source: the annotation of a GenBank genome assembly
AUGAACAAAUACUCAGAUAAUGUACACACUACUUCUAAUAAAUUUCAUUUUGAAAAUGGUAGAAGAUUUCAUAAUGUAGAAGAUUCAACAUAUUUUUUACCAAAUGAUGAUGAAGAAUGUGAUAGAUUACAUUUUCAACAUUUCUUAGAAAGAUAUGUUUGGCAAAAUAACUUUUCCGCACCUGUUAAAGAUCUUCUUAACCAGAAAGGAGCAAUGGUUCUCGAUGUAGGAACAGGCGCAGGUUCUUGGUUAUUCGAAAUGGCAACUAAUUUUCCCAAAGCACAUUAUAUUGGAAUAGAUAUAUCACCAGUUCAACCAGGUUAUAUUAAACCUAAAAAUGUUAGAUUUAUUGAAGCAAAUGUAUUAGAAACUUUACCAUUUGAUAAUAAUAAAUUCGAUUAUAUAUUUCAACGAAUAUUAUAUGUCGGAAUUCCUGGUAAUAAAUGGUCAUCAGUGAUUAAUGAACUAGUCCGUGUAUUAAAACCUGACGGUUAUUUGGAGUUACAAGGCUUGCUUGAAAAUAAUGAACAACUUCAUAAAGUUCAUUAUGAAAUAAAGACAAAAUGUGAUAGUGAAAAUUGUGAUAAGUUAUGCAAGUUGUCUGCUGAAAAUUAUAUUACUGCCCUUGCAACUAUGAAACCCAAACUUAUGACUACAAUUGAUGUUUCUAGUAAUGAAUAUGAUGAUUUAGUUAAAACCAUGGAAAAAGAGCUAAUAGAAUUAGAAUCUUUUACUCCUCGAGUGCGUGUUUAUGCUCAAAAGAAAUUUAUCAGUGGAUGA